ACUGUAAUUAAGACUACAGUAUAUGUGGUGUUAUAAAGAACAUUAAGACUUUAGAUUAGCAUCGAGUGUCUUGUUGGGCAAAGGAGUGUGUUAUUCCUUGUAUCUGUUUUUCAAGGAAGUCAGGGUCUUAAUGAUGUCAUAGUGUGAACUGAGAUGUGGGGCUGGUCGACAAAUGCAUCAGCAGAUUUAUGAGAGAGUGAGCGCUAUGUUGUGCACUUCCUGUGCCUGACAUUUAGAGAAUGGAUAUGCAUUAACAUAAUUUUUGGAGCGGUGAUGUUAUAACAUGAGGUGGAUACGGUGUUUAUGCAUGAUGUCCCAGGAACAAAUCCAUAUGACUUAUGUAAUCCUUUGGCUUUUCCUCUAACACCACUAUCAGAUCCAUCUUUUGAAAUAUCUAUGGAAAUGUGACACAAUUUUCAAGAUUAAUUGACACACAGAGAUUUUGUACAGGUGGCCACUGACUUCUUCCCAUGAAAGUGACAUUUGUAGUUUAGUUAGUAAAAUUUAUAACAUCUAUGCAUACCCCUAUGUACUUUGUAUUCAGUGCAAAAUGACAGCUAAGGUACAGUAGCUGAAACCUUCUAAAUAUUAAAAUAUGUGUGCAUGCUCCCAUAAGAUGUUAAACAUUUAGAUCCUUUCCUGUAUUUAAAUUAUAGUAACAUGUAUAGUCAUACAAUUAUAAAAAUUAGAAAUAUCAGCUGAGCAUUUCUUCCUAAUAAAGUGUAUAUAUUUUUUCCACAUUGACUUUUUUGGGGGAGAAAUGUUGUCACAGUUUGCGCUCAUCAAACUAUAAAAUGAGUAUUCAGCUCAGUGAGGCAGUAUUGUUUUGACUGCACAGUGCUGAUGAUGUAAUUUCACGCAGUGUCCUGCUCAACAGAAGUUUCUUUCCAUCCUAUUCUUGUGCUCUCUCUGAUGCAGUGACGUCAAAGUGCAAACGAUAGGUGCUCUGACUCUGAACAAGCAGCUUGUGUGGUUGAACACUCCCUCUCACAUGCCAUCUGCUCUUACCCGAGCCCUGGGCACUCGUGCCAAAGGGGACCUACGAACAUAGAGACCUUUUUGUCGUCACCGAGCUGGCCUCGUCUGCCUCAGUGCCAUGCAAUCUGGUGCAUGGCACUGAUCACGGCUCACUUUCAGGCCUGCUUCAGUCCAAUCUAUGGGGGGAAAAUGCUUAUUCUGAGAGCCAAAGGGCUUAACACACCCCUUGUGCUUUUGUGUCCUAUGUGAGCCAAGUCAAGAUGGGUUUCUGAUGUUAAUGGAGGAUUGUAAUGGUUUCCAUUGCAGAUGCACUGAUAUUCUCUCUUCUCUGAAUUCUUUUCAUUUAUAUAAGUAUAAAAAAAGAGAAAAGAAAUCUAUUACCAUGAUAAAGCACUAUUUAAUCAUAAUAUUUAGUUUUAAAGAUUUGGAAAUACAAAUUUUGGCUAUACUUUUAUUUUAAUCCUUAGGUUGCAGUGCCACCUCAUUUUACCCCACCUCAACACCAAGCUAUUGUUCCAUCCAGUCGGUGCUGGUCUGUACAUGCAGCACCAUGUGAAUGCCUGAAAGCCUACACAGGUCAGGACAUUGUCAACAGCCUUGAGAUGGCUUUUGUCUAACACAAAUACAGCUUCUCCUGCAUCUUUGGCACUUUCUAGAAAAGAAAACUGCUCUCCGCCUACCCCAUAGGAUUUUCUCACAUGAAUGGUAAUGACCUUUUCCUGCUUUCCAAUGAGUGUGAAUGACUGAGUGUAGAAAACUCUCUUUCACAAAAAGUCAAUUAAGUCAUAAUUGGUAUUUUGAAAAGCAAAAAAACAUUAGUCUUGUUUCAAUUGCCUUUGUGAGGAUGUCAUGUGAUACGAGAUGUGCCAGAUGCAAUAUUCAUACGCUGGAAACAAAUAUUGCUUUCAUGCUCUGCUUCCCAGUUCUCUGCAUUCAACAAUAAAGCCCACAUUUUGAUGUCAUCAAAACCAGCAAGAAUGCAAACUGUACAGAAUCUGGGUUGUUCUCUGCUUUCAUGUGGUCCAGCCUCAUUUUUACUAAACAGAUUUUGCUCACACCGGAUCAAGCAAACAUUUUUCAGCUGAAGAAAAUACAGGUGCCGCCAAAAUAUACUCAACCAUGGUUCUUGACCUGAUAUUUGAAGGACUGGAGUAUUAAUUUCUACACUGCACAAAGAAGAAUAAUUUCCUGAAGUCAUUGGAUUAUUGUUGCUGUGUGAAAGUAACAGAGAUGGGGAGGAGAAAACCCUGAUUUGGCACAAGUGAGGAGUAGAAAAAUUGGUGACCACAAUCAAUUCUGGACUAAAUGAAAUAUAAAGAUGGGGACACUGGUCAAACCAGCGCUGCUGCUACUUUUAUGGCAGAGUGUUGGGGCUUUAAACGUCCCUCUCGAAGUCAGACAACCCCCUACUAUCAUAAAGCAGUCAAUGAAAGAGCACAUUGUUGACCCCAAAGGGACCAUGGUAAUAGAGUGUGAAGCCAAAGGAAACCCUCAUCCUAUUUUCUCAUGGAGGCGUAAUGGGAAGUAUUUCAAUGUGGCACGUGACUCUCAGGUGUCAAUGCGCAGGCGCUCAGGGACUCUGGAUAUCUAUGCCCGGAACAAUCCAGAAAAGUAUGAGGCAGAGUAUCAGUGCAUUGCCUCCAACCAGUAUGGAUCUGCAUACUCCCACAAGAUCAUACUACAAUUAUACAGACCCCCUGUGUGGCCAAGAGAGAUUGUGGAGCCUGUGGUGGUGAGUGCUGGCUUGCCACUUGUCCUCUCCUGUGACCCUCCACCUGGCCCACCUAAACCUGAAACAUACUGGAUGUCCAGUUGUUCAUAUGCGAGACCUUUCAACUGGCCCAUUCAGACAGCUUUCCCCACCAUGCAGCCUGUGCGGCAGGACCGCAGGGUUUCCAUGGGAGUCAGUGGAGAUCUAUAUUUCUCUAAUGUGUUGUUCAAUGACUCUGUUGUUGAUUACUGCUGUAAUGCCAGAUUCCCAUACAAGAAUGUCAUUCAGCAGAAGAUGCCUGUAGUUGUGAAGGUGCUUACGACUCGUGCAGUGGUUGAGGCUGCUCCCACCUGGCUGUCUCCCACAGGCUCAUCAAGCUCAGUAUUGGUCCUGCAGGGGGAGGAGCUGCUCCUGGAGUGCAUUGCUGCAGGAAUGCCAACUCCUCACAUUACCUGGGCCAAGGAUGGAGAGGACUUACAAGUGACAUCUCGCAUGAAAGUGAAGAACUUCAACAAAAUGAUUCAAAUCCCAAAAGCAUCUUUUGAAGAUGCAGGUGAAUAUACCUGCACUGCUAAAAAUAGGUUAGGCUACGCUGAGCACACAAUAACUGUCAGGGUCAAAGCGACUCCUUUCUGGUUGGAAAAACCCACCAACCUGAUUUUGGCACCAGAGGAAAAUGGACGGUUGGUGUGUCGCGCUGAUGGGGCUCCUCGUCCCACAAUCAGCUGGUUCAUUAACGGUGAACCGAUUGAAACUGCUACACCACUGCCUAACAGACAGGUAUCAGGAGAAACGCUAAUCUUCCGCAGUGUAACUACGGAAAACACUGCUGUCUACCAAUGCAAUGCUUCAAAUCAGUAUGGCUACUUAUUGGCCAAUGCAUUUAUUAAUGUGCUACAUGCAACGCCACGAAUCCUUGGGGCAAGAAAUGAAUUCAUCAAAGUGACUGAGGGUAGUCGUACCUUUUUAGAUUGCCAGUACUUUGGUUCUCCAUUGCCUGAGUUGAGAUGGUCCAAAUAUGGGCAAGGAAAUCUUGAAGGAAAUCGUUUUAAAACCCACAGCAAUGGGACUCUGGAGAUCAAACAUAUCAAGAUAGAAGACCAAGGAACUUACGUGUGUGUAGUCAGCAACAUUGCAGGGAGAGAUGAGGAUCAAGUCAGAGUAGAGGUCAAAGAACCCAUAUUAAUUGUCACAAGACCACAGAGUAUGAAAGUCAUGCGUGCAACUGAUGUCCGCCUGGAGUGUGGUGUAAAAGCAGAUGUCACGACUCCUAUCACAACCACUUGGUUGAAAAACAAAAAGCAUCUCACUCUUGGUUGGAGAAUCUCAAUGGAUGAAUCAAAUCUAGUGAUUACUAAUGUAAACACAGGCGAUGAGGGAAAUUAUACAUGUGUCAUCAAGAGUGAGCUUGAACAGAAAUCUGCCUCAGCACACCUAAUGGUGAUGGACCGUCCAAAUCCUCCCACUAACUUGGAGUUAUCUGAUCCAUAUGAACGUACUGUAAGACUGAGCUGGGUUCCUGGAGACAGCAACCACAGCCCCAUAACAGGGUUCUUAGUGCAGUAUGACGACGAUGACUGGUUGCCUGGAAAGUGGAGAAAUCUUUCAACGUACCCAGGGAACCUGAACUCUGUCAUUUUGCAUCUCAUACCUUUUACCUACUAUGAGUUCAGAGUCAUCGCUAUUAACGAAAUUGGAGCUAGUCGCCCUAGUCGUCCAUCUAAGCGUUUUCAGACCAGCGGUGCACCUCCAGAUAUCAUCCCAAAGAAUUUAAAAGGUGUAGGUACAUGGAGAAAUAACAUGGAAAUCAGCUGGGAGCCUCUAACCUACAGAGAGUGGAAUGGACCCCAUCUAAAGUAUCUGGUGUGGUGGAGAAGGAGAGAUUCUCGAGAGGAGUGGAAGAAUGCAACCACUAAGUGGCUAAAAUAUUACAUCUAUGAUGCGGAUACCUUUACUCCUUAUGAGAUCAAAGUCCAGGCAGUGAAUGACUUUGGGCUGGGACCAGAGUCUCCUGUUGUCAUUGGUUAUUCUGGUGAAGGCCGCCCAACAACAGCACCCCUGAACCUGAGAGUGUCUGACAUCGAGAGCACUCAGGUGACUCUACACUGGGAUCCAGUGACAAGCGACACAAUUAUGGGAGAACUGAAAGAAUACAAGGUCUACUACUGGAGGGACAGCAGCCAGCUGAGAUGGCACUGGGUUGACAGAGGGAUGAAGUCCAAAGCAUUUCCUAUCAAUGGCCCAGACCCCUCUGGGGUCCUUGAUGACCUUAUUCCCUACAGCAACUACAAAAUGUACAUAGUUGUGGCAAACAAUCGAUACGAAGGGCCGCCAAGUAAUAACAUACAUUUCUCAACACCUGAAGGAGUACCAUCUGCUCCUAGAUCCUUCAGGAUCCAACAGCGACAUCUGGACAGUAUUUAUGUUGACUGGGGCCUGCCAGCAGAGCCCAAUGGCAUAAUUACCGGGUAUUCCCUCAAGUACCAGACAGUGAACGCCACCAGGGGAGAGGAGCUGCGAGUUGAAGAGCUUCCUCCUAAUGUGACAAGCUUCUCAAUCCGCCGAUAUGACCGAUACACUCGAUACAGAUUUUCUGUGGCAGCACGAACUCGCCUAGGGAUAGGCGAAUGGCAUACAGAGGAAUCGCCCCACUACACCACAGAAAUUUAUGCUCAGGAUCAGGUGGAUAUCACCACUCAGGGCUGGUUCAUUGGGAUAAUGUGCGCUGUGGCUCUCAUCGUGCUCAUCCUUCUCAUCGUGUGUUUCAUCAAGCGGAGCAGAGGAGGAAAAUAUCCAGUACGGGAUAAAAAGGACAUUUCACUGGAGCUGGUGGAUGACAAAGAUCAGGAGGGAUCAUUUGAUUAUCGGUCCCUUGAAAGAAUAGCACGUGUGUCCACUCUCCCCUACCCUCGCAGAGAAGAGGAACGAGGGCUUCAAAGAGGUCAGCCAUCUAUUGAGGCAAUGAUGAAGCGAUCAGACAGCGAUGACAGUCUGGUGGAAUAUGGAGAAGGGGGUGAGAUGCCAUUCAAUGAAGAUGGCUCAUUCAUUGGCCAGUACACAGGAACCAGGAGAGACGUCAGGGAGUUGGACUUUGGUGGAAGUCUGGAGCUGCACUCACCAAUAAAUACCAUCUACUCCCUGGCUUAACACUCAGAUGUCAGACUGUGCUUCUGAAAUAAACAGAGCUAUUUGUCAUGUGGUUUCACUAUCCCUGCAUCCUCCACCUUCAAUUUAGAACCUGGAGGAACUUUUAUUUGUCAGCAGGAGGAAACAGCUUGAGAGUAAAGUGCUGUUUAAGCCCUCCUUAUCUUUGCAGACAGCACAACUUUCAGGCAUUUAUGGAAUAAAAUGUAGAAAAGUUGGAAUGAUUUUUCUAUAGAGAUGUGAUUUUUAAAAAAACAAAGCUUUUAUCUCUUUUGUAAAAUACAAAUAUACAUUGUUCAGUUAUGCUAUUAGGAAAGAGACACUUGCUGCGGAUCACAGGAGAUGGAAGUGGAACAGUUUAUCAUGUUGAUAAAAACGGUUACAAGGACUGAUCUAGAUUGGUUCUAUCAUUUUUUUCACUGCUAAUUUCAAGAAAUCUAUUAUUUUUGAAUACUUGCCUGGAGGGGAACCAUCUAUCAAUUCAGUUUUUUCUGCUUAUCCAAUUCACAGUCGCCAGGGGGGCUAAAGCCUAUUCCAGCUGUCCCAGGGUGACAGGCAGGCUAUACUCUGAACAGGUGACCAAUCUGUCACAAGGAUAAAUGCAGGACAGACAACUAUUCACAUUCACACCUAUGGGCAAUUUAGAUCAUAAAUUAACCUAACCCCAUGCCUGUCUUUGGACUAUGGGAGGAAGCUGGACUACCCAGAGAUAACCCACACAGACACGGAGGUUAUCGUGUCCACACAACUGUGCCACAGAAAGGGAACUACAAAUAAAGGAAAAUAAAAACUCUCCAUGGACUAACAAUUCAUUUGUCAGUUUAAAAUUUGAUUCUGUAUGAAACAAGAUGUCAGACCAUUUGAAGAAUCAACUGUGAGCCAUAAAUCAACUAUAAAAUCAGAGGUCACACAUGAACCAGUCUCCUAAUUUCACUCACAGUGGAAAUGACUAAUAUUUAUGUAACAGCAGGUUUUUUGACGACUAAUGCCACCUCUGUAUUAAGACUGUUAUAUCUGAUUUUGAAUAAAGUGAAAGUAUUUCUAGGAUGUUUCAUAUGA
This is a messenger RNA of Oreochromis niloticus (Nile tilapia), 6892 nucleotides long. It is a transcript of the gene nfascb, whose product is annotated as neurofascin homolog (chicken) b. NCBI's taxonomy places the organism in Eukaryota, Metazoa, Chordata, Actinopteri, Cichliformes, Cichlidae. Gene Ontology annotation, molecular function: cell-cell adhesion mediator activity. The record is from RefSeq and is a predicted model, not a curated record. The coding region runs from base 2297 to 5836 and encodes 1179 amino acids. Gene Ontology annotation, biological process: brain development; axon guidance; cell-cell adhesion. Gene Ontology annotation, cellular component: plasma membrane; axon. The transcript has 28 exons.